UCGGGCACGCCGCGGGCAGCCCGCGCGGGGUCCUCGCCGCCAGCCAAGAUGGCUGCCCCCGCGGUGAGAGCUGCGCGAGGGUGGUCGCGGCUGGUGCUGAGCGUGCGCGGCGCUGCUCUGCGGCUCCCAGGGCUGACCCAGGUGCGGUGGAGCCGCUAUGGUCCCGAAUAUAAGGACCCCCAGGUUGACAAGGCGUAUUACCGCAAGCCGCUGGCCGAGCUCAGUGAGGAAGACAGGCAUGAGCGGGAGCUGAGGAAGACGCAGCUCUUCAAAGCCACCCCGGCCAAGAGCACCAUCUCCGUGUUCGAGGACCCAGUGAUCAGUAAAUUCACCAACAUGAUGAUGAAGGGAGGAAACAAAGUGCUGGCCAGGUCGCUCAUGACGCAGACUCUGGAAGCUGUAAAGAGGAAACAGUUCGAGAAGUACCACAUGGCUUCCGGCGAGGCUCAGGCCAGCAUCGAGCGCAACCCCUACACCAUCUUCCACCAGGCGCUGAAGAACUGUGAGCCUGUGAUCGGGCUGGUGCCCAUCCUCAAGGGCGGCCACUUCUACCAGGUCCCUGUGCCGCUGGGCGACCAGCGGCGGCGCUUCCUGGCCAUGAAGUGGAUGAUCACCGAGUGCCGGAAGAGGAAGCCCCGGCGGAUGCUGAUGCCGGAGAAGCUGGCGCACGAGCUGCUCGAGGCGUUCCACAACCAGGGCCCCGUGGUCAAGAGGAAGCACGACAUGCACAAGAUGGCCGAGGCCAACCGGGCCCUUGCCCACUACCGCUGGUGGUAGGGGUGCGGGGAGAGGGGCCCGAGCCCCGUGCGGGCUGCACUGCCCCGGCCCCAUCACCCUGCCGCAAGGGAACAUCAUGACUUUGGGCUCCCCGAGUCUGGCGGCAAUUCGGGCCCCUUCCGGCCGCCUUUUCCGGCCGCCUGGAGACCGGGGGACGCUGGGAGGAAGCGGCUCUCGUGUUAGCAAAGGUUUAUUAGAAAAUCUCCCGCUCCCGCGAGGUGCCCGCCACCAUUAAACCUGCAGCUGGGCUGCUCCCAGGC
Messenger RNA from Sorex araneus (European shrew), 1037 nucleotides. It is a transcript of the gene MRPS7, whose product is annotated as mitochondrial ribosomal protein S7. Gene Ontology annotation, molecular function: mRNA binding; structural constituent of ribosome; rRNA binding. Gene Ontology annotation, biological process: ribosomal small subunit assembly; translation. The transcript has 5 exons. Lineage: Eukaryota; Metazoa; Chordata; Mammalia; Eulipotyphla; Soricidae. Bases 49 to 777 code for a protein of 242 amino acids. Gene Ontology annotation, cellular component: ribosome. The record is from RefSeq and is a predicted model, not a curated record.